Rubroshorea leprosula is the source of this 432-nucleotide messenger RNA. NCBI's taxonomy places the organism in Eukaryota, Viridiplantae, Streptophyta, Magnoliopsida, Malvales, Dipterocarpaceae. The record is from the annotation of a GenBank genome assembly.
CACGUGCUCAAAUUGAAACAAAGAUAUGGGUGCUUUUUCAUUCUUUUUUGCUUCAUUUCUGCUCUUUAUUUCUUUCAAUUUUCAUCCUGGGUUGUGUCGGAAGGCUGCGGACAGAGGCAGUGAUGAGGUGACAAGUACAGGGAGGGAAGCAAUGGAAAUCAUUAACCGUGGAGGUGGCACUACCCGUGCCCCAUCUCCUGAAUAUACAGGAGAUUGUCAAUGUAAUAUACCGUUAAAUGUAUCAAAACUCCAGUAUCUGUAUGAGCGUGAUCUCAGCAACAACAUGCUCAACGGUAAUUUACCGAUGGAAGUGUUCAAAGCCAAGAACCUAACCUUCUUGGAUUUGAGGUUCAAUAAUUUUAAAGUGUGGCUCCGAGAGAGGUAUUCAAUCUAGAUGUUGAUGUUCUCUUUAUCAACAACGUUUUCACCCAA